This is a messenger RNA of Dictyostelium discoideum AX4, 675 nucleotides long. RefSeq lists its product as hypothetical. Lineage: Eukaryota; Evosea; Eumycetozoa; Dictyosteliales; Dictyosteliaceae. Bases 1 to 675 code for a protein of 224 amino acids. The record is from RefSeq and is a predicted model, not a curated record. The transcript has 3 exons.
AUGAGUUCAUCAGCAGAAAAACAAAAAAAAGAAAAAUUAGGAAAAGAAAUUAAAGAAAUUAAAGAUGCUCUUAAAGAAUUAGGUGAAUCAUUAAGUAAUGUUGUUAAAGAAAUGGCCAAUGAAUAUAAAGCAAGAGCCAAAAGUGAAGAUAAAGAAGCUGCCUAUAUGAAAUUGAAAUCUGAAUAUCAAGAUUUACAAAGAAAAUCAAAUGCUGAUUUAGCUCAAAAUAAUUAUUUAGAAGUUUCAAUUAAAAGUUUAGAAAUUACCAUUAAAACAAUGGGUAGAGUUAGAACAAACUUUGAAAAUACUCGUCUCUUUUGGUUACAAGUUAAAGCUCAAUGUGAUUCAUUAUCUGAUAUUGGUAAUAUUAAAGAUCUCGCUGAAAUCGCUGAGCUUAGUGUUAUAUAUCAAACUGAUUUCACCAAUCAAACUAAAUCAUCAGGUUUAAAUUGGUUAGCAUUAGCUCAAAUUAAUUUUGUUGCAAGUAAUACAAUUACUGGUGUUAAAAAGAACUUUGAUGAAGUCAUGUCAAAUUUACCUGGUAAAGCUGAAGCUGAAGCAAUAGUUAAAGCAUGUUGUGAUGAAAUUGAAAAAACACUUGAUAGUGAGAAUAAAAAAAUUGAUGAAAUUAAAAAAGAAUCUGACAAACUUGCUAAUAAACAAAAAGAAGCUUAA